UUUUAACCUUCACGAUGUGGAACAAGAGUCCUCUGGAAUUUUUAUAUGAUUUUUUGUUUCCAAUUUUUAUUGAGGGGGGAGCGGCAUUCUUGAAGGCUAUCUCGUGUCAGGAGCGGAGCUUUCCGAUUGGUGGUGCGCUUUUGUGAAUGACUUUAUUUAUUAUGCAGGACGACGCAAGCGACCGGUCGUCCAACCACAUGAGAGGAAUAUCUUUGUUGCUCGGACACAAGUCGUCCUGCUAUGGAGCCUCGUGGUGAAGAAUAUAUCCCCCUGACAAAAAUAUAUUUUCUGGCCAACCUUUAGUACACACUCCAACAACAACAACAAGAACGUACGAGACGCUCCCAGGGUCCCCGUGUCUGGUCUCACUUGAAACCGUGCCAAGAUGAUGUCUGGCUCCGUGGACGACCCCGUCUGCAUUCCCCGGCCCAAACGUGUGAGGUCCUCGGACUCCCUACGGCUUCGUCCCGAGACCUCCGCCACUGCCAGCCCGCUCAGUCCCAAACGGUGUCUCGAGCUCGACGGAGUGAUCGACGUGCUCCGAGCUUACGACUCUUACGAAGGAGGCGUGAACUGCUCGAUCUGUGGUAAACUGUACAAGAGUAAAGUGUGCUUCACCAAACACCUGUGGGAACACUCCGUGUACUGGGACCUGUUCGACGGAGAGAAGAACCACGACCGCGUGCUUUCCAUACAGGCCGCCCUGAUUCUAUAUAAGAACUUCCAGCUAGCAGACCGGGAUCAGAACAGCUUGUCGUUCCUGCUAGUUACCGGCCCCCACACCAAGGACGCCAAGACCGAGCACAGGAGCGACAGCGCCUCUCCAAAAACUAAACCCCGACACAGGCACGACAGCAAAGGGAAGACAAGUACAGACAAUAUGUAAAUUUUCACGGUAACCAUGACAACGAGAGAAAAGAACAGAGUGGUUUCCAUAGCAACAAAAGGACUGACGAUAGUACAGAACGCUACUCGGGUGAUGGGCACGACGAUAUGACCACGCUAUUGGACGAGGAUCGUUGCCAUGGUGAUGCUUAUGACGGACACCACAGAUCGCCAGUAUCGAAUGGCGCGAGUUUCCAUGGCGACAGUUGCCAUGACAGUCGUUUCUAUGGUAUUAAAAGAAUGAAAAUGAUCUAACAUACUCAUAGCGCGUACUAGUUGUUUCUGACAGCAUUACAUAUUCCGGCACCCUAGAUUCUUUUGUAUAGAUAAGUAAGUUAGAGAGAGAAUUGUAUAGCUUUAUUUCAAGAAGAAAAGAAAAGUAAGUUGAUUGAUAACAAA
Molecule: messenger RNA, 1284 nt
Organism: Branchiostoma belcheri (Belcher's lancelet)
Lineage: Eukaryota; Metazoa; Chordata; Leptocardii; Amphioxiformes; Branchiostomatidae
Exons: 3
Coding region: 386-886 (166 amino acids)
Source: RefSeq, a predicted model, not a curated record